AUGACACAUCCCAAAACAGAAAAAACAAACUUCUCUAAAUUCUUUCUAAAAUAGUUUUUUUGCGCGAAAAUUACUCAAAAAGUGAAUAGAAAAUUAAUUUUUAUUGUUGAACCAGUUUAGGUUUACCUGUUAUUUGUUGGGAAAGAAAAUUAAUUUCUUUCCAAGGAUUCUAUUCCAAUAAGAUUUUUUUUCCGUCGUUUUUUGCAGAUUUUCUCCGUUUUUAUUGGCUAUAAUUAAGUGAAUUCCAUCAAUAAAGUCUGCCAGCGAGCCGAUAAAAUGAAUAAUAAUCGGGAUAUUUAUGAUUUAGUUGAAAAACUCUCCUUAGAACUUGGCGGAAGGAAUCAAAGAGGGGCCCUAAGGAGUGCCACCAACUACCUGACAAACACGCAACUCCGAGUAACGAGCGGGGAGGACGAGCAGACAAUUGUGACCAAAAUCACAUCAAUUCUCUCACAAAAGUCCAGUCGUGAUUUGGUGCUCUUCACGCGCCUCCACAAUCACUUAGCUUCAAAUAUGGAACUUAUUCCUCGAACGCAAAUUCUGUCCUUUCUCCUGAAUAUGGCAAACUCUGGGCGUGACCAGAGGAUCUCACCUGCGGAAAAUUCUCUUGGGAAUAGUACAAAGAAUCACAACAGCAUCAAUUCCAUUCGGCGUGUAAUGCCGAAAUCCUCAACGCGCUCUUCAGCACCUCCCUCCAUUUCUGAAGCUCCAUCGAAAUUACCUUCCUAUCGUGGAACAAUGACGCAAAUUUCAACUUCAGCGACACGCACGGGGGGAACCCAUUCGACUCUCGAGCCAACCGAUCAGCAGGAUGAACUUGUGCAGGAUGUACUGUACGCACUGAUUGGGAAGCAAUGCAAGUAUUUGCGAAAGGAUGUCGUAAGUGGGGGUUUUAAGCUCGAACCAGCUAAACGUCGCUCUCUAACGGCUCAGAAUGCCGAAAUGCUCCUCCGGUUGGCCGAAUUGGGCUACCUGCACGACCAAGUGGUGAGCUAUAUGGAUACAAAGAGCGAAAAGCACCCCCUUGGACUCAUUGGUCAGGGCCUCGUGUCGGCAAUUUAUCGAGAAUUAACCCAGUACUAUGGGAUGGUGGCCAGGAUGCAGGAACAAGUGAAUGCCCUACGUAGCAAGGGAACGGGGGAACGUGUUACUCUGAUGAAACUAAUGCUUUGGGUCACAAUGCCACUGCACAGAUUCACGUGGCUCACGAGAAUAGCUGAAAAGUGUGUUGAUUGCAAGGGGGGAGCCCUCAUGUCGACAGUUUCCUCCUACCUCAGUCACGGGGAUCACGCUGUGAAGGGUCUAGCACGGGUACUUCUUCAGGAAAUGUGUCUCCCAUUGCGCCAUAUGCUACUCCGGUGGCUACUCGAUGGAGAAAUUGAGGAUCCCCAUUCGGAAUUCUUCAUUGAAACCCUCCACGAUGUUACGAAUGAUCGUCUAUGGCAUGACAAGUAUCGUGUACGUGAGAAUCUCCUGCCGACAUUUAUCAGCACAAAUCUUGCUAAUAAAAUCCUAGUCAUUGGGAAGAGUAUCAACUUCCUGCGGAAAGUGUGCCAAGACAAGGGUGCCAUUGGUGGGCGGGAAGAGCUUAAAAUGUGCUUCGAGGAGAGAAUUGAUAAUCUCUUUGCGGCCGAUGGGGAUACGAGGUUGCAUCAGCAAAUUGAUACGUUCUACCUGAAUACGAGUAAGAAGGUCCUGCAGGUUAUUAUGGGGCCCAAUCGACUCUUGGAGCACCUCAAAGCCAUGCGACGGUAUCUGCUGAUGGGUCAGGGAGAUUUUGUUGGACUCCUCAUGGAAUCUCUCAAAACUCAACUCGAUAGUCCAGCAAAGGAGGUGCGUUGCUACAAUCUCUCAGCCAUUAUGGAUGCCACAAUUCGCAUGACAAAUGCCCAAUUUGACGAUCCGGACAUUCUGAGUCAUCUGGAAGUGCAGAUAAUGGAGCCAUUUGAUGGUGACACAGGGUGGGACAUUUUCUAUCUCAAAUACACCGUUCAGGGUCCCGUGGCGACUAUGCUGGAACCCUGUAUGGCACGCUAUAAGAUGAUCUUUAAGCCACUGUGGCGCACGAAACGCAUUGAAUUCGUACUAAUGUCCAAAGUGUGGAAGGAUCAGAUGUGCAAUGCAAAGGAAUUCCGUGGUAUGCGUGCCGAAAUGGAUGCAAUAACGUACAAAUUGCACCUCUGCACCCUGGAGAUGAUGCACUUUAUCAGUGAGAUUCAGUACUACAUCCUAUUUGAGGUGAUUGAGUGCUCAUGGGCAGCCCUUAGUGCACGCAUUGGUACUGCAUCGGCAAUUGAUGAUAUCCUCCAGGCGCACGAAGACUUCCUCGAGACAAUACGCUAUGGGAUCUUUUUGGAUGCAAAAAGUGACAAAUUAUUUGCCAAAUUGGAUACAAUCUUCCAAGAGGUGAUGAAUCUCGAAGCGUGGCAGGAUAAAUUCUACGAAGUUUGCUUCCGGGAGCUAAAUGCCCGCACGAGUUUCGAUACAAAUGUUAAAGUGAGUGAGAAGAAGGGUGAAUAUGGGGUGACAACGGAGAAGCGUAUGGAGCGGGAUCAAGAGAGAAAAAUCUUUCAGAGUGACAUGGCAAAAUUCCAAAAGAGUCUCGAUCACAUCCGUCACAGCUAUGAGACGUCCGUCAAGCAAUUCCUCUAUGAGCUGGCAUCGUCAAAUGACUACAAUUUGCAACUAUUUGGCAUUCGAUUGGACUUCAAUGAGUACUACAAGAAGCGCGAUGAUCGUCUCAAGGUACCCCUCACGUAUGAAUACAUGCGAAUGAGCAAUAUGUUUCACAGCAGUAGGAAUAGCAGUACUCGCAUGAGUACAAGCUUAAUUUACUGACCGGCCCGCAGUAGCCGUGCGGCUUCCAUAAGUUUGCCAAAUCCCACAGAAUCUCGUAUCCGAAUGCCAAGUGUGGGCAUACAGAGGCGCAUCAUUCAAGGAUCGUGUUGCAGUUGCUCCUAAAAACAAUCACCCCGUCUCCCAAAUGUUCUCUCCCUCUCUCUUUAUGAAACUCUCCCAAUAAAAUAAAAUGUGAAGAUAAAA
Molecule: messenger RNA, 3042 nt
Organism: Lutzomyia longipalpis
Lineage: Eukaryota; Metazoa; Arthropoda; Insecta; Diptera; Psychodidae
Gene: Grip91
Product: gamma-tubulin complex component 3
Exons: 4
Coding region: 277-2838 (853 amino acids)
Biological process (GO): cytoplasmic microtubule organization; meiotic cell cycle; spindle assembly
Cellular component (GO): centrosome; gamma-tubulin small complex; spindle pole
Molecular function (GO): gamma-tubulin binding; microtubule minus-end binding
Source: RefSeq, a predicted model, not a curated record